Molecule: messenger RNA, 484 nt
Organism: Megalops cyprinoides (Indo-Pacific tarpon)
Lineage: Eukaryota; Metazoa; Chordata; Actinopteri; Elopiformes; Megalopidae
Product: 60S ribosomal protein L22
Exons: 4
Coding region: 44-430 (128 amino acids)
Biological process (GO): cytoplasmic translation
Cellular component (GO): ribosome
Molecular function (GO): structural constituent of ribosome; RNA binding
Source: RefSeq, a predicted model, not a curated record
GCAUGCGCUGGAGCAAGCCUUCCUUUCUGCAAAAUUGUUCGCAAUGGCUCCGGUGAAAAAGCAGAGCACCAAGGGUGGCAAGAAGAAGAAGCAGGUCCUGAAGUUCACCCUGGACUGCACUCACCCGGUGGAAGAUGGCAUCAUGGACGCUGCUAACUUUGAGCAGUUCCUGCAGGAGCGCAUCAAGGUGAACGGAAAAGCCGGGAACCUGGGCGGCGGCGUGGUGACCAUUGAGAGGAGCAAGAGUAAAAUCACAGUGACUUCUGAAGUUCCCUUCUCCAAAAGAUACCUGAAAUAUCUGACGAAGAAGUACUUGAAGAAGAACAACCUGAGAGACUGGCUGCGUGUAGUGGCCAAUACCAAGGAGAGUUACGAGCUUCGCUACUUCCAGAUCAACCAGGAUGAGGAGGAGGAAGAGGAUGAAGAUUAAACCUGAUGGCUGCCCAUUUUGUAUCUUGGAAUUAAAAUCCCCAUCCUCAACAAA